AUGCCCCAGGUUUACCGCCGGCAUUCUGAACGCAUCCAGCGCCCGCCUCCCGAGCUCCGACGGCGCAACACUCAGUUAGCUCCUCAGCCUACCGACGCCGACGACUCCAUCGUCCUCUCCGACCUAGUCCGUACAGGAGAAGCUUCACGUCUACGCCGACGAGGAGCCAUGCGAAUCGACCAUGGACAAAGCGGUGCUCCUAGGCCAUCACCACCGAGUAACGCGUUACCGCCCGCCGUCCGGCCUUCCGGAGGCAGCAGGUUUGUCGUCGAACCAGCGAUGUGGGCGCCCUCUCAGGGAUGGGGGCCCCCUGACCCAUCUGUGGAGGACGAACUAUUCAACGGAGGAGAGUGGAGGGAAUGGGCGGGUGAUGAUCGCGCUGAAGAUGAAGGGCGAGCAGAUGGCGCCCAGGAUGAUGAUGAAGAAGGCUUCCUCCUCGGGCACCCGUAUCGCCCCUCGUUGUUCCCCGUGUCUUCAGCAGGCUCGCCGUCCACACGUGGGGCGGAGCGCACAGAGCGUAGGUCGAACGGAUGUGGGGCAUUGGUCCACAUGCGCGCAUUUCCGCAGGGCCCACGCGGCUUGUGGGUGGGCAAGCAGGAGGCUUCGGACAUCGUGGUUGGCUUAGAGGCAAACUACUUCGAGAGAUCCGUUGUAGCGAAGAUGAUGAAGAGUGCAUGCGGCUGUGUGAGGGAAGGCAUCGCGUGUGCGGUAUGCGGAAAUACACUGGGUACACGGUACCUCCCUUGCCAAGCAGCAUCCGAAGGCCUCUUCUCCCAUUCAGCAUCCAACCAUACGCCAGCACCCCGUCCUCUAGGCCCCACAGGCCCGCAGUACUGGCGUAACCGGAGACCGCCAUCCGCAUCCUCUUCCAGUACACGCACAUCCUCAAGCUUCUACCUCUACACCUUCUUUGCUGACCACGUCUCCUCCUCCCCCGCGUACGCAUUCCCAGAAGCGGCGAAGCAUACCGCCGGUCACGCCCAGGCGGACCAGACCCCGGUCCCGGGAAGCAGACCAGGCUCGCCGCCACUGACAUACGGGUACAGAUACACGGCCUCGCCGAGACCUGUCUCGCCGUACCCACUGCCAUCUACUAUGCCCAGCGCGCCUAACCGUGCCCCGAGUCCUGACGCAGCCCCGACAUCGUCGAUCAUACCUGCGUCGUUAUACCCCGUGUGGGCCCCGAUGCCACCACGGACUCCGCCACCACAGUCCUUCGUGCGGACACCGCAGCUCGCGCUCAAUGUACCAGAGAAUGGGACAACGAGCACGGGUACGCUUGUUGAGGGGCCGUCUGGUGUCGACGAGGACGAGACUGUAACGGGAGAGCUGGAUGCAGACGACGAGCCGAGCUCGCCUGACAAGACGACAGAGAUGGUGUGGCCAGGACGGUGA
Messenger RNA from Fomitopsis serialis, 1395 nucleotides. RefSeq lists its product as uncharacterized. The record is from RefSeq and is a predicted model, not a curated record. NCBI's taxonomy places the organism in Eukaryota, Fungi, Basidiomycota, Agaricomycetes, Polyporales, Fomitopsidaceae. The transcript has 5 exons. The coding region runs from base 1 to 1395 and encodes 464 amino acids.